Molecule: messenger RNA, 4938 nt
Organism: Salpingoeca rosetta
Lineage: Eukaryota; Choanoflagellata; Craspedida; Salpingoecidae
Exons: 20
Coding region: 1-4938 (1645 amino acids)
Molecular function (GO): protein binding
Source: RefSeq, a predicted model, not a curated record
AUGUCGUGUUUUGAGUUUGAAGUGGACUUGUUAGUUCGGGACGUGUUCGUUGAGCUGAGACAGUAUGCCCGCGCCAACGGCCUUGAGGUGACGUUCCUGCUGCUCUCGGGCCAAGGCGGCCGCUUCGAGGACUCGCCUGGUUCAUGGCAGACUGUGUGUGAUCGCCUGGAGGAGAUUGAAGCCUCUGACAGCCCAAUCACGCUGCUGCUUCUGACGGGGCAAGACUGGGGACGUCCCUUGCCGCCAAUGGUGAUCCCAAAGGACCACGAGCACCUGUACAACGCAGACCACCUACAGCAGUUCUACGUGUUCGACACCAACCACGACGCGUGGCACCUUGCGUCCGAGAACCUAGAUUCAUUGGAUGAUGUGGUCAAGACCAUGCAGCCCCCUUCAGGGCUGGAGCACGUGUGCCGCAUGUUCCUGACAGAGCGCAAGACCAAGAGCUUCUGGAUUGCAAGAAAGGUCGCCAGUGCCUCUUCGCUCGCACAGGACAAGGUUGCUGCACUGGGUCGCCUGCUGCCGCGGUCAUCAUCCGGUGACGUCGAUGCGGAACGGCUGCGACGCGCAGAUGCUGCACACAACAACGCUGCGGCCGUGCUGCCGAAGAGCAAGCGGCGCCUGCUUGAGGUUGACGUGAGCGCAUGCGAGAGCCCAGGCGAGAUGGAGAGCGCCAUUGACGCGUACAGGAGCGAGCUUCGUCGCGUCAUGUUCAUGUUCCUUCAGCGCUACAUCAACGCCGUUGUCCAACAAACAGACGCUGGUGCGCCUGUGCGCGGGACGGUUGACACGGAGCACCACCAGACGCUGCUGCGGCACCGCGCUGACCGCCACCCCAUGCGCGAGGACCUCAUCGCCCAGGUCAUCAAGUUCACAAACUUCGCCAGGGAGAUGGAGGGGUCUCCCUCUGCGUCGAGUUUCCUGGUGCUCCACGGGCAUUCGUGCAUCGGCAAGUCCACGCUUGUCGCCCACGCCGUCCGCCGCGGCCUCGUCUCAGCAAAAGGCACGGUUGCUGUGACGCGGUUCAUUGGGCGCGGGUGCCAGAGCCAGCGGCUGACGCUGCGCCGGCUGCUGCACAGCAUCAACGAGGAGCUCUCGCGCGAAUACAGGCGCGAGGCAGCCACCGCCGUCGCCGCAAUCGACCAGGAGAUUCAACAAGCAGAGGUGGAGCUGGCGGCUCUGGAGGAGCAAGCGCGAGAAGAGCGUGCCGCGGGUGCGGAGGUGGUGAUCCCGGAGUGGGAGUACGAAACGCUUGACCAGCUCCGCGCCACACGCUCGCUCCUCAAAUACAACAGCGACACACUCGGCCCAGCCGCAUCGCAGUUCCAAAAGAAGCUACAGCUUGCCUCUGCGAAGCGGCCGCUGUUCCUGGUGCUGUGCAACCUCGACCGCCUGGACGAGCCAGACCUCGCAGAGAAGCUCGACUGGCUCCCCAUGGAGCUCCCAAAGCAUGUGCGAGUCCUCAUUACGACAGAGCAAGGGCCUGUCUUUGACGCGCUGCGGGCACACGUACUCGAUCCAUUCUGCUUCGUGGAGGUGCCCGAUUUGGACUUUGUGGACAACGACACGACGUUUGACAAGUGGCAGGAGAAGCACUCGACGACGGAUGCGCAGGGCCGGCUGCUGCUGUCCACCAUCCAGGACGCCAACCACCCGCUGUACACGCAGCUGCUGCUCGCAGAGGCGUCGCGAUGGCGCUCGUUUGACAGCCCACAGCGCCUCAAGCGCCAGAUUCCGCGCAGCAAAGGCAGCCCGCAGGACACGCUCACCAAGCACGUCGCUGUCAUGUGUAAGCGGUACCCAUGCGAGGACAUUGUGCAUCGAAUCCUCGCGUACAUUACCUUUUUCACAGAGCACCCGCUGUCGGAGACGGAGUUGUUGGACGUGCUGUCGCUGGACAACAUUCUGCUGGACCUGUUUGCCACCCACCUCGGCUGCACGCCGUGUGGCCGCAUGUGCGACGCGGUGUGGUGCGACGUUGCCCUUCGCCUGCGCCCGUUCCUCGCCCACCCGGGCGACCGCGGCGUGGUUGCGUGGUGCCACGACGACAUUGCCGCCGCCGCCCGCAAGUUCUUCCUCGAUCCCAUCGUGCAUCAGGUCGCCUCUGUUGCUGCCGAAUUCCUCGCCGGCACAUACGCGGACGUGGAGAAGCCGCUGCAGCUCAAACCGGCGACGGCAAAGGCCUUUGGCAUUGACCCAACAGAGCCCAAGUGGCGCGGCGUGUGCCCUCAGCCGUUGUCAUUCACACACAACGACGCCCACGCCCUCCUGCCGCCGCCAAACAUGCGCAUCCUCGACUCGAGCGGCGAGUUGCUGGCGUGCCUUGGCGAUUGGAAGAGUCUACUUGAGCUCUACCUGUGCAACUUCGCCUGGCUUGAAGCGAAGCUUGCUGUGCAUUCCCCAAUGACGAUUGUGGAGAUGGUGGCGCGGUUUGACAUGAGCAGCGCCACGCCCGUGGUGAAGACGACGCUGUCUGACCUCUCUGCCACCCUGCAGGCCAUCACCAGCGAGAACACGGGCCCUGUACAGCUCGCCAAGCAGCUGCUGCUCCGCCUCCCCGUGUCCACAACACCGCUGCAGUGUCUCCGACACCAGGCUGAGCUGGCCAUUGGCAAGGGCGAGGGUUUGCUGUGGCCCUCAGCGCCGCUGCUCCCCGUUGCCGAGCUCGAGUGCAUAUCUGUCAUCCGCACACCGGGGUGGAAGUGCUGGUGGGCUGGUGUUGCACUCGCAGGCGCGACGGGCGACAAGAAGACGCGGGCGACAACGUCGCGGCUUGAGCUGGUGCUGGUGUGGCUCAACGCCGCCAACCGCGACAUGCUGCACCUGUACAACCUGCGCACGGGCACGCUGUUCUUUGAGAAGGAGCUUGACCCCGUGCUGAAGGACGUGGGCCCGCUUGACGUUGGCGCGGGCGAGGAGGGCGAUUCGUACGGCAUCGCCGGUGUGGGCAUUGGCGACAACAUGAAGGGCGCGGCGGUGUGGAGCAACGGCCAGGCGCGCGUGUGGGCGCUACCGGCCGGCGAACAACUGCUGGAGUUUCAGGCGCUGGACACCGUGGUGGACGCCGUGAUGAGCGGCGAUGGGACCACCCUUGUCACCACCAACGAGGAUGCGUAUGCCGUGUGGGACACGUCCACCGGCAAGCUGCUGUGCGGGGAGGAGGGCCUGGUCAAUGUGGCUGCUGUUGCUGUCUCGCGGGACGGCCGCACCGCCGCUGUUGCCAAGGCCUCUGGUGGCGUUGUGUUGGUGGACACGGCCAAGGCAAGCACCACCACCUUCCCCGUGAAGACGGAGCAGGUGGUUGUUGCCGUUGCGCUGCAGGGCCGCUCGCGCCUCGCCGUGUCGCUGGACGACAGUACCGUCAUUGUGUACGACAUUGGCAGCAAGAAGCAGGUGCUCUCCUACACACACCCGGGCCAAGUCGAGAGCGUGGCGCUGUCGGCCAACGGGUGGUGUGCGAGUGCCUCUGGCGGUGACAAGUCAGACCGUCGCAUUCACCUGCACGAUGUUGGGUUUGGCAAGCGGCAGCUGCUGGUUGGCCACGCUGCGGACGUGAACAGCGUGGCGUUCCACCCGUCCCUGGGCGAGUGUGUCGUGAGCGCGAGUCAUGACGGCACGGUGCGGCUUUGGCGCAGCCAGGAUGAUCUCGCUGCUCUUCCCAAUCGACACAUCCACGACGACGCCGUUGACUUUGUGCGCACCAGUCCGCACUUUGCAGUCAGCGCGAGUGCGACGUACGCGACGCUGCACUUCUGGUCGCACGACGGGGAGUGGCAGCGGAGUGUGUGCCUCAAGGGCCGCAGCGAUGAGGUUGACGCCAGCUGCUACCUCACGGGCCGCGUCGCCGUGUCCGACGAUGGCGAGUAUGUCGUCAGCACGCUGGCAGACCACAGCGUGUGCUGCUACGCGUGGAGCAGCGAGAAGCUGGAGAUGUGCAGCGUGCCCAACGCAACGCAGGCGCAGUUUGUCAACAACGGCAAGACAACGACGGUUGCUGUUGCCUCGAAAAACGCGCUUGUUCUCAUUGACGCCGCGAGCGCCGAGGUGAAGAAGCGGCUUGAGCUGGGCGAUGCCCCCAUACGGGCGCUGGCGGGGCUUGCCUCGGACAAGUACAUGGUGGCCGCCUUUGACGAGCGGCUGCUUGCCAUUGACACGGAGAAGGGCCAAAUACUGCGCCAGUUCUCGCGCGAAGCGGCCGGCAGCGAGCUGCUGCUGUUGCAGGUGCUGAAGCGCAACGGCACGCCGUGGGUGCUGUCGUACGAGGAAGGCACGCCCUCUGUCAUCCUGCGCUCGCUGCUGUCUGCGGACGAGGAGUUGGCGCUGGAGAGCAACAACACGAGCUGCGCGUGUGUCUCUGCGGACGGGCGGCUGGUGACCAUUUGCAGCAACGCGGGGGACGUGGAGGUGUAUGACGUCGAGGCUGGCGGGCUUGUUCUUCAGGAGAACGGCGCGCACGGCAACGCUGUGGAGCAGUGCGUGUUUUCCGCUGACGGGCGGUGGCUGCUGACGGCGGGCCAGGACACGCUGGUCAAGUGCUGGGACGUCAAGGCCGGGUUUGUGCUCACGGGCACGGAGCAGUGCGCCUCCCCUGUAUCAUCGCUGGCAGUGACGCAGGGUGGGCGCGGGGCCGUUGUUGGCCUGCGCAGCGGCGUUGUUGGGCACCUGAGCCUUGUCUCUGCGACGCAGAGCCCGCGGGCGGACGUUGCGUAUGGGGAGUCUUUGCUGUACAACCUGGUGACGACGGUGGAGAGGAGCACGCGGUCCAAGGCCAAGGCCAAGUCGAAGCCGCGGCGGUCGGAGUCCCCGUCGUAUUCCGGCAGCAACGCCAGCAGCGCCACCAACACCAGUGCACGUGUUGGGCGCGAGGCGACCCGCACCGGUCGUGGUGGUCGUGGUGGUGGUGGUAACCACGACAAGAAAUGCUGCACCUUGCUCUAA